AUGAGGAUUGCUCUUGUUGGUGCUGAGGACGAAGUCGUGGUUCUUACUAGUACGGUGAAACCGAACUUCGGGCACCUCAAGGCUGAGAUCAACCUUACCGAUUACUCCGUCGACGAUAAGAUCAACAUCGAGGAUUUCCCUGAUCAGCCAACGUUCAGUGCCGCCGCCUGGAAAACUAACCCGGUCACCUUUUCGGGGGUCCUCGACGCGAUUCAUGAAGGACUGAAGGCGGGUGAUGCCCAUGUAGCCAUCUACCAGAUGAGGGUUCUGGGAUCUACGAAUGCGAAUAAUAACCCAAAGGGAAAAGCGUUGGAAAGGGACACCGGGAUCCUCCAAGGGUUGCGCGCCACCAGUGUCAAAGAGUUCCUGGACCAAGCCGAAGCUGGCGAAAACAAAUGA
Molecule: messenger RNA, 399 nt
Organism: Penicillium verrucosum
Lineage: Eukaryota; Fungi; Ascomycota; Eurotiomycetes; Eurotiales; Aspergillaceae
Exons: 3
Coding region: 1-399 (132 amino acids)
Source: RefSeq, a predicted model, not a curated record